Messenger RNA from Eremothecium cymbalariae DBVPG#7215, 693 nucleotides. RefSeq names its product phosphoglycerate mutase. The coding region runs from base 1 to 693 and encodes 230 amino acids. The record is from RefSeq and is a predicted model, not a curated record. Gene Ontology annotation, cellular component: cytosol. Gene Ontology annotation, biological process: positive regulation of DNA repair; fructose 2,6-bisphosphate metabolic process; negative regulation of programmed cell death. The transcript has a single exon. Lineage: Eukaryota; Fungi; Ascomycota; Saccharomycetes; Saccharomycetales; Saccharomycetaceae. Gene Ontology annotation, molecular function: fructose-2,6-bisphosphate 2-phosphatase activity.
AUGGGAAAGCCAAUUCAAUUUUACUGUAACAAUGAUAAACAGAAUGUGUUGCGAAUAUUUGUGAUCAGGCAUGGACAAACAGCGGAAAAUAUGAAUAAAGUGUUACAAGGACAUAAAGACACUUCUUUGAAUGAAACUGGAUAUGAGCAAGCAGACAAAUUAGGCAGUUAUUUAGUGAAUGAACAAGAUAUCAAAUUUGAUAAGGUAAUAUGCAGCGAUUUGAAAAGGUGUCAACAGACGAUCAAGCAAAUUCUUGGGCAUUAUGACGAACACAAUCGGCCGGAGGUUGAGCUGACAUACAGAUUACGAGAACGGUUUUUGGGGCCAAUCGAAGGCAUGGUGCUGGAAAAUGCUGAAAAAUAUGCAACUGCCAAUGGCAAGGGCUCCUUUAAGGACUUUGGCGAACAGCUAGAUAAAUUUGAGACUAGGAUUGUGUCCAAAGUGAAGGAGGUGGUUGGUGAGUGUCAGAACAUGAAAAAUAUUGCGCUUAUUACCCAUGGUGGUUCGAUUAGGCAACUUCUAAAAAGCUUAAACUAUAACGAUAUCCCGAUACACAAAGUAACAGUAUUCAAUACGUCAGUGACAAUAAUUGACUAUAUUAAAGACAGUAGCACUUUCGAAGUAAGACGUGUGGGCAACACGCAGCACUUGGGCGACGGGCUAUUUAUUGUCAACGACUCUAGAUUACGCUAG